Lathyrus sativus (Indian pea) is the source of this 1182-nucleotide messenger RNA. The record is from the annotation of a GenBank genome assembly. Lineage: Eukaryota; Viridiplantae; Streptophyta; Magnoliopsida; Fabales; Fabaceae.
AUGGAAGAAUCAGUUUCACAAGGGAAGCCACUUAACAAGGAACAAGAGGAAGUUCUCCGUUCAAAACCCUCCGUUCUCGUUCUCAUUGAUGAGUUGGAGAAGCUUCGUCAACCGCUUUCCGUUGCCCUAACUGAAGAACUCGACCUCGCCCUUCAGAACAACCGUGAAACCCUACCUGAGAAUUCCGUUCCAAACUCUGUUCCCGCUCCGAAUUCCGCUCCCAAUUCGGAACAACGGCCGAACCAGAACGGGGAUGUGGUUGAGGAUAUUCUCAAUUUGCUUUACUUUGGUUCGCUUUUUGAAGUGAAGACACAGAAUGAUUUUACUUCUACUAUGCUUACGAGGACGCAUGAGCGUGGAUGUUGUUUAACUUAUGAUUAUGUUACUGAUGAUGCCACCGAUCUGCCUGGGGAGAAGGAUUUGGACUCGAUCUCUGCGUUGUUUGGGUUGUUGAUUUCUCGGCCUGCUGAUUCAAGCUUUUCGCAUAAGAACGCGCUUCGGAGAUACAUUGAGCAUGCUAAGUUGUGGGUUUCUAGGGCUCAACAGCCUAUUGACCCCAAUGUUGAUGUUACAUAUGCUGGUUUGAGGGAGAAGUUGGACAAAAUUAUGUCUUCGGAGUACUUUACUACUACUCCUGAGAUGAAGGCUCCAGUUGAUGUUGCUGCUGCAGCGGCUGGAAAUUAUGGGUCUUUUCAGGUGCCCGUGCAUGAUUCCGUGGUUUCUGUCGAAGUAGAAGGUUCUGAUUAUCAGCCUGAGGAGAAGGACGAGAGAGCUGCUAAUUUUCAAGGACAAGGAUCUGGAGAUGAUCCGUCUGAUCCCGAAGGAGAGUUUCAAAAGGAUGAAGUAGAGGCAGAAAAUGCAGUUGAGGUGGCAUCAGUCCAACACGAGCAGGCUAAUGCUCAGGGGGACACGGAAUACAAUCAAGCAGAUGGAGAGGGAAAGGAGCAACAGAAUUACCCUAGGAGGGGGGGUUAUCAGAAUCAAAGAGGUGGCCGCGGUGGUGGAGGAGGCAGAGGGUUCCCAAAUGGCCGCAACCAAUUCUAUGACCAGCCUGGAAAUUAUUAUCCCAGAAACUAUUAUAACAACAGAGGACGUGGAGGCAGGGGAGGUGGCUACUACAGCAACAACGGCGCAGGCGGUCAAGUUAAUCAUGUUGCAGGUGAUGUUGGGGUGCAAUCUUGA